GAAAGGGAUGAAGAUUUAGGAACCUCGUGGUUCAGCAUCACCAACAGAGUUUGGAAUUGCGCAGCCUUCAAACUUGAGACUUCAGAAUGUGCGUGGGGUCUGACAGAAGAGCAUCCGCCUAGAAUGUCCGCUCUGAAGAAGGUGCUGCCAGGACUUCUGCAGAAGCAUUGCUGCGUUGUACCAGACGGGCACACAGGUGUGAAGAAGCUGCUGAUGAAACUGAAGAGCCGGGAGAUUUACUCAGAAUCCCAGUGCAUGCUGUGUGGUGAACCAGAAGACCAGCAGUAUUCAUGGUUGACCUCCCAGCCCUUCGAUGAAGACAGCAACUCGUCUUCAGCCAGGAACAUGAAGGGUCUCUCUGGCCGCCCUGCCCACCUCCAGCUGACCUCUCCCACCUCAGCCCACACCUGCGGCCUUCUGGAAUGCGACCAUUCUCUGGACCACCACCUUCAUCAUGGGGACUCGCGCCCCCCUUCCUAUCUCCUCAGCCCCACUGAGAGCUGCCCUCUUGAUGGUCAUCGCCGCUGCUCCCCCCGGAGCUCCAUCCACUCCGAAUGCAUGGUGAUCCCGGUGUCCAUGUCGGCCACCGACUCAAUGUCAAGUAGCACUUUCCCACGCAUGCACUACGGCAGCGCUUCUAGGGGCGGAGGAGUCAACAGCUCAGGCGGCAGGGAGUCCAGAGAUGAUGCUAGUUCAAUGUCACACGGCGGCAGCGGCAAAAUGAAUAGAAUUCCUGCGACCCUUCUGGACCAAUUUGAAAAGCAGAUGCCGCUGCACCGAGAUGGCUUCCACACGUUGCAGUACCAGCGCACAUCCACGACAACCACGACGACAGAGCAGCGGAACGAAAGCCCGGGACGGAUACGUCACCUCGUCCACUCCGUGCAAAAGCUGUUCACCAAGUCCCACUCUCUAGAAGGCAAAAUGAACGGGACUAAGAGCGAUUCCCACCGGGACUCUUCGCACCAUCAUCACCACCACCACAAACACAGCAAACGCAGCAAGAGCAAGGAGCGUAAAAGCGACGGCAGCGGGAAGCACCGCUCAGGAGGCUGGUGGAGCUCAGAUGACAACCUCGACAGUGACAGUACGUACCGGACACCGAGCGUCAUGUCUCGGCAUCCUGUGGAUCACAUAAGCCACUGCUACCCCGACUCGGUCCACAGCCACUUGGCCGGGGAGUUGUCCUUGAAGGGCUCUAAGAGCAACAACGAUGUGAAGUGCUCGGCCUGCGAGAGCGUCAGCAUGGCUCCUGAAGGAAAGUUUAUGAAGAGGAGCUCCUGGUCCACGUUAACAGUUAGCCAAGCCAAGGAGGCCUACAGGAAGUCAUCACUAAAUCUGGAGAAGCCCAUGACACCCUCCGACCUCAAGCCCAACAUCAGGCCCUGUCAUUAUUUACAGGUGCCGCAGGACGAGUGGGGUGGUUACCCCGGAGACGGGAAAGAUGACGAAAUCCCCUGCCGUCGGAUGCGCAGCAGCAGUUACGUCAAAGCCAUGGGAGACGAGGAGAGUGGCGAGUCGGACUCCAGCCCCAAGACGUCCCCUCAGAAGAGGGUGCGGCCGGAUGCCCUGGUCAAGGCCAUCAUCCGGCCGCGAGACCUGCUGGACUCUCAGAGCUCUUACCGCCUGGAUAAAAUCAACAGUGACAUGCGUAACUACAUCACCAAUUUUGCUGCAGACUUAAGUCAAAGUUACCAUCUGCAAGCGUCUAUGCAUCCAAAUAUGGCCCUGGAUCCGUCUGCCAACUACAACUCUCCCAAGUUUCGCUCGAGGAACCAGAGCUACAUGCGGGCGGUCAGCACUCUCAGUCAGGCCAGCUGCGUGAGCCAAGUCAGUCAGGUGAGUGAAACAGAAAUCAACGGCCAGUUCGAAUCGGUUUGCGAGUCGGUGUUCAGCGAGGUGGAAUCCCAGGCCAUGGAGGCGCUGGACUUGCCCGGCUGCUUCCGAACUCGCAGCCACAGCUAUCUGCGUGCCAUCCAAGCUGGCUACUCCCAGGAUGACGAGUGCAUCCCGCCUUUGGCCUCCACUGUGACCUCCACCAUCAGAACGACAACAGGGGUCCAGUUCUGCCUGCCCUCGACCUGCAACCUUGAGCGGACUUCUCAACACACCCCAGCUAUUGCCUACACCCCCAACUACAAGAAGAACCCCCCGCCGGUCCCUCCCCGGACCACCUCCAAGCCCCUCAUCUCCAUCACGGCCCAAAGCAGCACUGAGUCCACCCAGGACGCCUACCACGAAGGACGACAUCCUCACGGCAGGAUGUGGGCUUCGGACGGUCUCAGUUUGGGUCUGACUCCGGGUCGGACCCUGUACAACUCCGUGGACAGCCUGGAUAGUGCCAAGGCUGUGACCAUAGCGAUGGAGGCGGCCGGUGUCAUGGCAGGAAAGAGGCAUCCAUCCACGGACAGCCACAGCUCGGUACUCACCUGUGACAAGGCCGUGCUGGUGUCCAAGGCGGAGGAGUACUUGAAGACGCCUCGUUCUUCGAUAGGGAUUCAGGUGGAGGCGGCGACCGACUCGGAAUCAGAAAGCAAAGGCUCCCGGGAAUACCAUUCUGUUGGGAUCCAAGUGGAGGAUGACAAGAAGGGGCAAGGCAGGUUCAAGCGUUCCAACAGUGUGACAGCAGCUGUGCAGGCUGACAUGGAGCUGGAGUGCUUCCCUACCAUGGAGGACAAAGGCCUGCAGUUUGGCGGAGGCUUCCAGCGGCACUCGGAGCCCAGCACACCCACCCAGUACGGAGCGGUGCGGACCGUACGCACCCAGGGCCUCUUCAGCUAUCGAGAAGAUUACCGCACCCCGGCCGAGCCCCCGAGUCCAAGGGAGACCACGAGCGAGAACACCUGGCAACUGGAGCCGCCAUCAUCCAGAGAAAGCGCGCUCACCACGAGCGAGUCGGGGAGAACCUCGCCAUCGCUGAGGAGAGACGGGAGCUGGUUCAUGCAGCUGCUUCACACCGAGACCAAGAGGAUGGAAGGCUGGUGUAAGGAGAUGGAGGCCGAGGCCGAAGAGAACGACCUGUCGGAAGAAAUUCUAGGCAAAAUCAGAAGUGCAGUGGGGAGCGCUCAGCUGCUCAUGUCUCAGAAGUUCCAGCAGUUUUACUGGCUGUGUCAGCAAAACCUGGACCCCAGUGCCAUGCCGCGGCCCACCUCUCAGGACCUGGCCGGAUUCUGGGACCUGCUGCAGCUCUCCAUCGACGACGUCACCAUGAAGUUUGACCAGCUGCAGCAGAUCAGGAACAACAGCUGGAGGCCUGUUGACAGUCCGGAGAAGAAGCCACCAGCUCCUGUACCAAAGAAGACGACUCGACAGAAGAGUCUGGUGACGAGGGAGAAAUCCCUGGACCUGCCGGACCGACAGCGCCAGGAGGCCCGACGGCGGCUCAUGGCCGCCAAGCGAGCCGCCUCUUUUCGGCAGAACUCGGCAUCCGAGAGAGCGGAUAGCAUUGAGAUCUAUAUCCCUGAGGCUCAAACUCGACUUUGAGAAGAUGGGGCCUCUGUAUCUGACUCUAAAAUUAGCCUUUUUUUCUAGACUGCGACUCUCUCUACUCUUCCUCAUCUGUCGGUUCAUCUCAGUAGCGAACAUCUCAUCGCCAUUGCCAAGAAGGAUGUGCCAUGGCUGGAAGAGUCUGACACGGGUGGGUCAGUUUCCUCCAAUCUCGUGCCAUUUUAAAAGAGCAGCUUUGACAACAAACCAGCAACCCGGCCUUCGAGACAAAGAGUGGAGAUUGCUACAAAUACUUCUCAUUGUUUAAUGCGAUCGGAACAAAUUAACAAGUUCAAAGGUCACAAGUGUGCUGUUUUUUUUUCCGAUUGAUUGUCGAUGAUGAGUCACAAAACGGCUGUGAAUAUGAAAACAAAAAGUGCCAACACUUGAAAUACCUCAACUGUGUGCACGAGGCACUGACCGCAGUCACUCAGUGGAAAACGGGCUUGUUUAGGAAACAACCUAGUUCCCCAAAUAAGUUUGGUUAUAGCCUAUUUUGCGUCUUUUGACAAUGACAAACACUCUUAUGAGAAACAGGCAUCUGGACCAACUUGAGUUUCUGUUUAAAAGUAAACUGCUUUUCAGUUCAGUUUCUCAGUCGAAGUAUGGAAUCACAAAAGAAAAAAUCAUAAAUAUUUGGAAAUACAGGCAGAGUUCAAUACAGAGACAUAAUCUGGAACUAGAAAUGGGUGCUAGCGCUUGAUCUUGUGGCAGUCCGACCUGUCUAAUACGGUACACACAGCUGGUACAGCUCAUCCUAAGCUGCUGAAGAAGCAUCUUCUUCUUCCUCUGUGACUCCUUCUACCGCAUGCUAUUUUAAAGUGCACUGCUAUUCAUCUUUAAAUUGAAUUAAAUCCCUUGAUCUAGUUAAAAAAAAAGCAUUAACAAACAUAAAAAUGGUGGACCACAAGAAGUACUGUGAAAAUAGCAGGAGGAAAAGUGACAAAUAUGAAACUUUUGUCUGGAAGUAUGGAGUCAUGUAAGUGCUCAAACUAGCUGAAUCAUAUAAACAGUAAAGUAAUUCGAUAUAAAUGUGGUAAGAAAACUCACUUAGGAAAUAAAUACUGAACAAAUCAUAUCAAGUAAUUAUUUUACAAAUAGUGCUAGUUGCAAAUAUUUUUGAUGGUUUUCAAAACAUUCAAAAAGUUGAGACUUGACUUGAGACCUCCCUCCAGUGGCUCAUUUUCCACCUGUGUUGUUCCCCCCAUUUUUUAAAUCUUUAUUUCCAGAUAUAUAUUUUUUGCACUUAAAAUGUUAUAGUUAGUUGAGUUUAAAUGAGCUCAAUGGGACAGCAGGUGGCAGCACUGUUCUGGCUGCAUCUAUGAAAACACCAUUGAAAUAUGUUUGUUACUUUUCAAUAUAUUUUGAAAAUCAACCUGCAUUCUCCAUGUAGGUAGUGAAACUUUUACUGAACAGUAUGGAAAAACUUAAGUACCAAGAAAAGGAAAUACUUUGUGAUGUAUUAGAAUAUUAGAUCCAAAUGUAGUUUUAGGUAGGCUAAUAAUAUUGUGGAUGUUAAAUGACAUGAAUCAACCCAAAACAACCUUAGUUUUUCAUGAGUCCGUUUAAUGUUACACUGAGUUUGGACCGUGAUUCAGAGAUUUAAAGAAAAAAGUCAACUCAAGUAAGUCCAGAUGCCGCCUUUAGUCCUUUGAUCUGGCUGACUGACUGAAUCCAUGAGCAUCCAUCGCCGAAUCGUGACACCAUCGCCAACUUUUCGUAUUGGCAUUACUUGAAGCGGAACACAUGCAACUUGUCUCGUGCCAACCACAUGUUGAUGCAGUAGAAAAUAAACAACAGUAGGACCGUGAAAACAUGUAGAUUUAAGCACUUAUGCACUUAUUACAAUUCUCUCUAUUUUCAAGGGAAAUGUACAUAACAUCACAAUGUUGUGUUUCGUGAGUGGGACGCGUGGUUGAUUUCUUUGAUGUCCGUGUUCAUUGCUUUUCACACAAUCAUGUGAGUGCACUUACACAUGCAUCUCAUUCACUCCUCUCAGGCCCUUCAGUUGUUGACAAAAAAAAAAAUAAAGCCCUAAAAUACAACAAUGCACUGUGUAUUAAGGCUACUGACAAACUGAGUUCAAGUGUUGUAAGUUAUAGCUAAUUUCAAUGUCUUUUGAGAUAUAUUUUUAAAAAUAUUUAGAAGGUAGUUUCAAGAUCUUCAGAUUUAAUCUAGAAAUAAACAAUUUAACUUAUUUAAGAAAAAUCCAAAAUAUAUUAGAAUACAUCGAGGAAUGUUUCAGAAAAUAAUUUAAUAGCUAUUGUCAAGUCAAUAAACUACAGAUACAAAAAAUGAGGAAUUACAGUGAAGACAAUUCCAGCCAAUUGCUUUCUCACGUUCGUUCAUAAGAGUAUUUGAAUUGUACAUAUCUACGGUAGCAUAACUUUAAUACGUCUAGAUGGCGGAAGCUUCAUUCACUUGGAAAUGAACUUGAUAGUGCAGAGACAGACUGGGUUCUGGAACUAUUUGUCUCAUAGCUUCUGUAUAUAUGAUAUAUUUAUUAUUAUAUUAUAUUUUUCCUGGAAAAAAAACAAACCGUUUUUCCUUUCAAAUAUUUUUAUUUUAUGUGAAGUUUACAUUUCAGAGUUUUAAAACUGAAUGUCACUCACUUGCCCCCGCAUCUGUAGCUCUCAUUUAAUAGACUCCCCAGAUAUUAUUGGAUUUUUAGAUAUUUCAUCUCAAUUCAAAAAACCCCAAAAUAAAAAAUAAUAAUGAUAAUCAAAACACAAAUUUUCUGUUCUACUUUUCCACAAGUCAUAGUGUAAAAAAUGUAGACUCUUUUUUUCAACAAAUCAAAACGGGGAUUCAUGAUGGGCAGAGAAGACAAAUUAGAGCUGAGCCAGAAGACUAAUUUGUCUUCUUUAUCUAUACCUUUGAUGGGGGCCAUGAUCUAAUAGUACAAAAAUAUAUUUGUUGCAUGUUAGAGCCGGUACUUUAGCUUGUCGAGAAUAAAGCCAUUUAUUUACUUUGUUAUUUUGUGAUGCGCACACAUGGUAGAAGGAGAAAUGUUGUUUCCACUCUGGCUUCAGAACGUGACUAUGAUAGUGGCUUUGCCCCUGGAUAAAACUGAACUACCUACUAUAGGCCAUUUGUUUAUUCAUUCAUUGUCUGCCUCUUCUUCCCGGUGUGUCAGGGUCACAUGGGGCUAGAGUAUGGAAAGGUGUUUACCUUUAUGCACCAGUUGUGCUGGUCAUGAUCGAACACAAUCAUGUUUGAGGUGAGCUGAGAUGAACAGUUCCUUCAAUGUUAUAAUUUACCAAAAAUAUUGCUGUACCGGUUUGCACUUCAUCAGACUAUUAGAGUUUAAGGAAGAGGUGAUAUAAUCCUGAAUGAUUUAAGAGUGGCACAGUAGUUUCUGUCAUGGUGAAUAAAAAGCUGAGCCAAAAUACAAAGCUGUUGAUUUACAUGUCGACCUAUGUUCCCAGUCGGAUCAAAAGGUUUGGAUAGUGAUCGAAAUAUUGUCGCCCGAAUUAGUUUUGUCAUGUGGGAGGGACUGAAAGUUGCCAAGAUAAGCUAGUACGGGGUAGUUUUUCGAGACACCUCCGAGUGAGGGACUCUGUUCAAUAGGGCAGGAAAAUAUGGAGCAAACAGUGAUGAACAUUCUUCUUCUUAUUAUUAUUAUUAUUAUUCCAUCACGCACAAGCAAAGCGACUGUUUGGCACCAAUACUUGGAUUUCACUACAGUUCACAUGUGGUCCCCCAGUGGGAGACAGACAGCCAGACUGAUCUGUCCGACAUGCAGGCUCAGUCCUGCAAACAUUUGGCUGCAUCGGGAGCUGUUUUGUAGCUGGAAGGAAUUUCUGUGACCGCUGCUAUUUGCUGUGCUGGCUGCUUUUUCAUAUCUGAGUCACCAAAGCAGCUUAUGUAAGAUUUCGGCUCCUUGGCAAGAUCAAGCAAACCGUCUCCGAGUCCCAACACAGCUUUUGCAGAAUUUAAGCCUUCUCUGCAAACAAAACUAUCAGGGUUCAACGUUCAAGUGACAUGUAUGUUCAUUGAGUGGUAACGCGUUUUGUUCUGUAGCUUCACAAUUAAAUUGAUUUUUUUUUUUUUUUAAACAAGAAGAAGGCUUUCCGAUGGACAAGUUGGAGGAUUAUGUAAUGCCAUAUGAGCCCCAAACAUCUGCAAGUGACAUCACCAUGGACCCAUUUAUACUCCCACUCAAGGACACUGUUCAUACUUCCAAGAUAUGUUUCAUGACAACAGCAUCAGAAAACAUGAAUAUAAAAAAGGGAACUUUUUUUUUUAAACAAUCCCUUGAGGUUGGAAUGUGAAAUUGAUCCCUAUAAUUAUUAAACACAAAUGUAGUUUAGCUAAAAUUAUUUUAUUGUAUAUCUAUAGUGAAUAUAAUGCCAAAUAUUCAUGAUUUGUAAAAGAAAUAUAUUAAACUAUUUUUUGCUCAUGUUCUGUUGUCAUUUUUUUAUUUGGUUACUUACCUUCUGAUAUGACGGCAUGCAAAGUGUUAAUUAUGAAUGUAGCCUUAUUUAUUUGCCAAAUUACAUCACUGUUUUACUAUGUAUGUAUUUAUUUCAAUGUAUCCUAUGCAUUUUAUCAUUGUUUAUUUGAAAAUCUAAAACAUUUGGGGAUUUUUUAUUUUAUUUUAUUUUAUUUAUUUAUUAUUUUCUUUGUUCUUUGCACCUUUAGCCAUCUGUUAAAAAA
Synchiropus splendidus (mandarinfish) is the source of this 8145-nucleotide messenger RNA. It is a transcript of the gene dlgap2a, whose product is annotated as discs, large (Drosophila) homolog-associated protein 2a. Gene Ontology annotation, molecular function: molecular adaptor activity. Gene Ontology annotation, cellular component: glutamatergic synapse; postsynaptic specialization. Gene Ontology annotation, biological process: signaling. The record is from RefSeq and is a predicted model, not a curated record. Bases 124 to 3483 code for a protein of 1119 amino acids. Lineage: Eukaryota; Metazoa; Chordata; Actinopteri; Syngnathiformes; Callionymidae. The transcript is spliced from 16 exons.